AUGCUCUUCCUCAUUCUGCGCUCGCUGAUCCCCUCCACCACCACCAACAUCUACGCCUUCCUCUCCUACAACGUCAGCGUCCAGCCCUGGCAGUACAACACGCUGAACAUCUCCACGUCCGUCGCCUCGCUCCUCGCCUCCUUCCUCUACCAUCGCUUCCUCGUCGGCAAAAACCUUCUCGUCGUCGUCGUCGCCACCACCAUCGCUGCCUGCCUCACCGGCAUUCUGCAGAUCUACAUGGUCAGCGGACUCUUUAACGGAAUCACGCUCUUCUGGGUCUGCAUCGUCAUCAUGGACAUCAACUCCAUCGCAUCGCAGAUGGCAUUCAUCCCGCUCCUCAUCCUCGUGUCCAAAGCGUGUCCCACUGGCUACGAGGCCUCCAUGUGGGCCAUUUUCUUCUCGUUAAACGACCUCGCUGGCUCGAUGGGAGGCAAAUUCGUACGGGUGCGAGGAAAGCGUGAAUUGUAG
Molecule: messenger RNA, 468 nt
Organism: Blastocystis hominis
Lineage: Eukaryota; Bigyra; Opalinata; Blastocystidae
Exons: 1
Coding region: 1-468 (155 amino acids)
Source: RefSeq, a predicted model, not a curated record